Molecule: messenger RNA, 847 nt
Organism: Saccostrea cuccullata (small rock oyster)
Lineage: Eukaryota; Metazoa; Mollusca; Bivalvia; Ostreida; Ostreidae
Product: acanthoscurrin-1-like
Exons: 4
Coding region: 41-847 (268 amino acids)
Source: RefSeq, a predicted model, not a curated record
UCCACGUGGUAUUACGUGUCCUAUAAGAAGCAAAUGUUUAAUGUCCGCGUGUACAGGAGUUGACUUUUUCUUUUUAGGACCACAAGCCUGCACGAGGGUGAAAAUGAAGUUCCUGUUCGUGCUGUUAGUGUUGGGGAUCUUAGCUUCUGUCGAGGCCGGUGGUUAUAAAAGACGCCCCGCACCAAGGCGUAUGUUCAAAGGAUAUGGCAAAGGCAAAGGCGGCGGAGGAUACUGGUAUGGUGGGAUGGGUGGCAUGGGCAACAUGGGAGGAUGGGGAUAUGGAGGUGGCAUGGGAGGCUGGGGAUACGGAGGCGGUGGUAUGGGAUACGGCGGCUGGGGAUACGGAGGCGGUAUGGGAUACGGAGGAUGGGGAUACGGAAGCGGUCUAGGUGGAUAUUACGGAGGAUAUGCAUCAUCCUAUCCUAGCGUAUCAUCCUAUCCUAGCGUAUCUUAUGCAUCAUCCUAUCCCAGCGUAUCUUACGCAUCAUCCUAUCCCAGUGCCUCUUAUGGAGGAUAUUACAGUGGAUAUCCUUCCUACGCCGGAGGAUACUACAGCGGCGGAUAUCCCGCGUACAGUGGGGGAUAUUACUCUGGUGGCUACCCCUCGUACAGCGGUAGUUAUUAUGCCGGUGCUAGUUAUCCUACCUACGCUGCAGGUGGUUUGGCUUCCGGUGGGAUCGCCGCAGCAGGAGCAGCCGUUCCCGCGGCAGUUCCGGCAGCAGCAGGAGGUAACGUUGCCGCCUUGGGAGGCACAUCUUUAGCCUCUGCCAUUGGUUCCAUUGGUUCAUUCGGAACCGGGUCUUCCGCCGGCUACUAUCCCCUGGGAGGUGCUACUUAUGCAGGUUGA